Molecule: messenger RNA, 542 nt
Organism: Syzygium oleosum
Lineage: Eukaryota; Viridiplantae; Streptophyta; Magnoliopsida; Myrtales; Myrtaceae
Exons: 4
Coding region: 49-345 (98 amino acids)
Biological process (GO): mitochondrial respiratory chain complex IV assembly
Cellular component (GO): mitochondrial inner membrane
Source: RefSeq, a predicted model, not a curated record
UCUCUCUCUCUCUCUCUCCGCCACCGAAAGCUCGUAUCUUUCUCUGACAUGGCAGAACCCAAGACCACCAUGGAAGCUGUAAGGCAUUGGGUCGUCGAGCACAAGCUCAGGACCGUCGGGUGUCUCUGGCUCAGCGGCAUCGCGGGUUCGAUCGCGUACAACUGGUCGCAGCCCGCCAUGAAAACCAGCGUCAAGAUCAUUCAUGCUAGGUUGCACGCUCAAGCAUUGACGCUGGCUGCUUUAGCUGGUGCUGCAGCGGUUGAGUACUACGAGCACAAAUCAGGAGCAAAGAACGACCGUCACGCAAAAUAUCUUCCCAUUAAAUCUUUCACUCAUAAGGAAUAAAAUGAGCUGCGUGCAUUAACCCUUUUGCCUGCCGCCUGAGACUUAAUCAGCAAUAAAAUCCAUGUUAACAGAAUUCUUUGGCCUUAAUACAAAGUUUUGGUUUUGUGAUGGAAACUUGUGUUGUAGACCUGGAGAUGAAGUAUUCGGAAUGUCAUUCUUUUGGACAGAUACUGAUGAAUAUAGUUGUUCUCUUUCUG